Messenger RNA from Rubroshorea leprosula, 2984 nucleotides. Lineage: Eukaryota; Viridiplantae; Streptophyta; Magnoliopsida; Malvales; Dipterocarpaceae. The record is from the annotation of a GenBank genome assembly.
GGUAAUUGAAAUCAACCCUAAGCUCCUUGUUUUUCCGCUUCAAAGGUAACCCCGAUUAUUACUGACUUAAGCAUCGGAGUGUCUACCCCGAGGAUCCACCUCGGGGCUUUGCAGGUCAAUCUAGAGAGCAGAUACGGACUGAAGAAGGACUUCCGGUUUGGUGCAGUUACAUUUUUGGCGUCGUCUGUGGGAAAUUGAACUAAAGGCUCUUUUGUUGCUCUUAUCAUGGUGAAAACUAGGUCAGCCCGAGGUGGAAACUCGUCUCAGCCUCUUGGACGAGGUCAGGUUCCCAGCAACCUUCCGCCUCAUCCCCCACCCCCAAUCCCAAAUACGGUCCCUUCUGUGGACCAUGCAGAAGGAGAAGACGAAAAUCAACCACACAAUUCGGUUAGCAACUCAGCCUAUACUGCUAACCAAGACGUAGUCGCAACUCAGCUCGCUGCCAUGCAGCAGCAGUUUGCCCCACCACAAGAUCCUGACCCAGUUCAACAUGCUCCCCCUGUUAGUGAAUCUCAGGGCCAAUCUCACAUCGCACCAGUUAUGCAACCCCCUCGUGAUGAUGUCACUCGACGUUUAGAUAGCUUAGAAAAGCUAGUGGUCAAACAGCGAGGCAUCCCACCUCCACACCCUGCUGCUGACUCCGUACCUCACCCUCUCAACACCAAUAUUAUACUGGAACCCUACCCCGCUGGCUUCCGAAUACCACAGCUUGAAACUUAUGACGGGACGAAGGACCCCGAUGAUCAUUUACAUGCUUUUUACUCUUGCAUGCAGGCCCAGAAUGCCUCUGACGCGUUGAUGUGCAAAAUCUUUCCCUCUACUCUCCGAGUGCUAGAGGUUAACUCUUUCGACCAAGCAGUGGGCAUUACAGCUGUGAUCUCGGGUCUCGGCCAUGAAAGAUUCAGAGACAGUCUGCUUAAACAUCCCGCCACCACCUUCAGUGAGGUAAACGAUAGAUUGUUGAAAUUCAUAACGGCUGAGGAAUAUGCCCUGUCGCAACACCUAACUCCUAUUAAGAGCCAACACCCGGACUGGAGAGAUGAGAAUCCGAACAGGAAACGGAUGAAGACAACACAGAACCGAGGUCCGAUGUCGACUUCCACCCCGAGAUUCGGAAGGCCGAACUCAGCACUUCCGCAACAACCUACAGGUAAACCUCCAGUGAAUUGGACUCCUUUUAAUUUGCCGAGGUCACAAAUUUUUAUGCAGAUUAAGAGUAAAAUGGACUUACGACGUCCGGGUCCAAUGAAAACUGCUGCUGCUACCAGAGACCAUACUAGAUACUGUGAUUUUCACCGGGAUCACGGUCAUAUAACAGAGCAAUGUAAUAGUCUGAGGUCCGAACUGGAAAGUCUGGCACAGAAAGGAAUGUUGAAUGAGUAUAUCCAGAGAGUGGAACAGCCAAGGUUUGUCAGAGAACAAGGGCCACAGCAUCAAGCAAUCCGCAAUCCCCCAAACAGACAAGGUGUGGGAUAUCAGCAAGCCCCACCCCCACUCCCACCACCAGCUAGAGUCAUACACAUGAUUACGGGAGGUUUGGAAGCUGGUGGACUGAGCUCUAAGCAGCGGAAGCUGUAUGUCAGAGAGGUUAGGCAUCAGAACCGAGCUCAGAAACAAAAAUUUGACGAUGCUGAGUGGAAGAAUCAACCCAUCACUUUCACGUCUGCUGAUCUUGAAACAGUUGUCACACCUCACAAUGAUCCUCUAGUCACUUCUGUCACAAUCAACAAUUGUGAGGUGCAGCGUGUCCUUGUUGACACCGGGAGUGCACCAGACAUCAUGUACUUCCAUUGUUUUGAGAGUCUUGGGAUAGAUCCAACUCUGUUGCAGCGGUAUGAUGGUCCCAUCUACGGGUUCAACAACCAACCAGUUCCAGUUGAAGGAGUCCUCACCAUGAAUGUUGCCUUUGGAAGUGGCCGCAGUUAUGUGACCCCUUCAAUUCUGCAAAAGCCUGAGUGUUCUGGAAGAUUAAUUAAGUGGGCAGUAGAACUGGGGGAGUUUGAGAUAACAUUUCAGCAGAGAUCUGCAAUCCGAGCUCAGGCACUGGCUGAUUUCAUUGUAGAGUGCACUCCAGCCCUGCUACUGGGUCUGCAGCUAGCCUUGGAAUUAAAACUCAGUGCGAUCCAAGUAUACAGCGACUCUCAACUAGUGGUGAACCAAAUUAACUCAAUUUGCGAAGUUGUUGAUCCUAUGAUGGCAAAUUCACUCUCUAAAAUCGCCUCUGAUAGUUCUUCACAUCCCAGAUCAGUUUUUGUGGAGGUCUUAGAUGAACCAAGUUUCGUGAAGCCGCGGGUGAUGGAGAUCAGCACCAACCCAGGCACACCGAGCUGGACUGACCCAAUCCUUUCAUUCUUACGAGAUGGGAUAGUACCUGAGGACAGGCAAGAGGCAAUGAAGUUGAGGAGGAAAGCAUCCCGGUAUACACUUGUUGAUGGGGUUCUCUAUAAGCGAUCUUUCUCUCUACCUCUUCUACGUUGCUUGAAUCCCUAUGAAGCAGAAUAUGCACUCAGGGAGGUACAUGAAGGUGUCUGUGGAAGUCACGUAGGUGCUCGAACUUUGGCUCAUAAAGUCCUUAGACAGGGUUAUUAUUGGCCAAACAUGUACAAGGAUGCCACUCACUUUGUUCAGAGAUGUUUGAAAUGCAAGUUCUUUGCGCACCUGACUCACCAGCCUGCAGAAGAGCUCACUACUCUGGUAGCACCAUGGCCAUUUGCUCAGUGGGGAUUGGAUCUUUUGGGACCAUUCAUAAAAGGGGUUGGUGGUGUAACCCACUUAAUUGUUGGUGUAGAUUAUUUCACAAAGUGGGUUGAAGCUCGGCCGUUAUCCAGUCUUACUUCCAAGAAGGUUGAAGACUUUGUUUUCAGCUCAAUUAUCUGUAGAUAUGGGAUCCCGAAUCAGAUUGUGGCUGAUAAUGGAACUUAAUUUAACUACACCUCUUUUCGAGAUUUCUGUUCCAGCUACGGGAUUAAACUGCAGUUCACCUC